UCCCCGGCGGCGGCGGCGGGGGGGGGGUUUCCGCCAUGGAAGUCUUGGGCCCGGGAUCGGGGGCUGCGGGGCGCCCGUUAACAGAGGACGAGAUGGCCGAAGUGAAGAAGGACGCUUUAGAAAGGAUGCGUCCUUACCUGUGUGAUAAAAUCAUAGCUGAGAGACACUUUGAUUACCUACGUUCAAAGAAAAUACUCACAAGAGAGGACACAGAAGAAAUUUCUUCUCGAUCUUCCAGCAGGAAAAAAACUGGGAAGUUACUGGACUACUUAGCAGAAAACCCAAAGGGACUAGAUGUUUUGAUUGAGUCUAUCAGACGAGAAAGAACACAAAACUUCCUGUUACAAAAGAUAACUGAUGUAGUGUUGAAAGUUAAAAAUGAAAAACUUGAAGCUCUCAAAGGUCUAAGCUGCAGCACCUGUAUGACCUCACUGUAUGAAGGAACAAAUAAUCUUUCUAGAUCAUAUUCUGAUGAAUCUAAUUUUUUUGAUAAAACAAGAGACAAAGAAUCUACUCAGAUACAUCAUCCAGAAGAAGAUUAUAGCACUGCCCCAUUUGUGUCUGCUGUCUCUCUUCGUUCAAUGAAUUUGCCCAUUGCAGAGAUGGGAAGUGCGGAGGGUGCUGGUUUCUCAGGCACUCUCCCAGGGCCUGGAGACCCUGGUGCCCCCCCACUCCCCCCAGAGCUCCAGUCAGAGCAGCAAGAACCGUGUACUAGUUCAAGUGACAACUGCUUUUUGCCUUUAAGAUCACGUUCUCUUCAACCACAGUGAACAUAGUGACUUCGUCUGUUUAUCAUAAUGGUACUGCAACUUUGUGUGAUGUCUUGUAAAGGUUAAAUAAUGUUUGCAAACUGUUAACUGGCACAAUCAGAGGAAACUAUGCUAAUUACUGUUUUUAGAGGAAUAAUUUUCUUUGUCAUUGAGUGACUCUGGAGCUGCUUGAUUUUAUGUUCUUCAGGGAGCUUUUUUCAAAAGACCUUGGUAUUAUACCAGCAAAUAUUUGUGUUUUAAAUAUAUUUAACAUUUUUUAUUUUGUUGCAGAUGUUUAAACUACCCAAAUGUUUUUUUCAUUUCUGCAGAAAUUAACAAAUCUAGUUUUCUUAAUGUUUCUGUGAUGGGUGAAUUGGGGUGGAUGGUUAGCAAAGUAUUAAGUGUUAAAAAACAACAUUCUGAACUAAAGGUUUAAGCUCACUUACUUAAAAGCUUAGACUCAUUAACUAAAUUAAAUGUUUCCCUGUAGGAUAAAAUAUGCCCUCUGUAUGUGUAUGCAGCUCUACUUGCAAAAACCCCAAAACAAACAGCACCCUGAAUCUGGUCAAAUCUGGAGCUGUGCUUAUUUACAAGAAGCGUUGUAAGUGUCUGAACUUAUUCUCUGUCCUACCAGUAAAUUAAGAGGCACUUGCUAUUCUAGUGAUGUGAGUUAGCCAAUAUACUUCCACAAGUCUUAGCAGAUUAUUUUUGUACAUUCCUGGUUUGAGAUGCACUUUAAAUAUAAAUUCUCAUUAAUACUGGAAAAGGAAUGUGAACUGCUGUAACAGCAUCACAUGGGCUGUAAGAAAAUGUUAUUGUAUAAUGCUAUUGAGGAGCAAAGCUUGUAUGUUUUGUCCCAGUAGGUAGUAGCGGGGGUAGGGAGGGAGUCCUGUAGCAAUAAAGUAUCCAUCAUACCUGAAGGACUCUUGGAAAUGUUGCACUUCUGCUCUUCAAAGCUGAUAGACAGGUUUACAUUUCAAAUUGUUCCAAGUCAAAUGCAUUUUAAACUAUUUCAACAUGGGAAGGUUCUCAUUUCUUGACCAAUGUAACAUGAUGUAUUCCUCUCAUACUCUACUCUUGAGCUGUAAUCUACUUUUUAUAAGUUGGCCUAUAAUCACUUUAAAACUACUAGGCAAAGACAAACUCUUACUUGGAAAUGUGUACAGUUGUGUUCUGCAGUACUUCACUUUAAAAGGAUGGCAUGUUUUCCUUAUGUCAAA
Molecule: messenger RNA, 1969 nt
Organism: Apus apus (common swift)
Lineage: Eukaryota; Metazoa; Chordata; Aves; Apodiformes; Apodidae
Gene: BCL10
Product: BCL10 immune signaling adaptor
Exons: 3
Coding region: 36-770 (244 amino acids)
Biological process (GO): positive regulation of extrinsic apoptotic signaling pathway; apoptotic process; adaptive immune response
Cellular component (GO): CBM complex; cytosol
Molecular function (GO): NF-kappaB binding; kinase activator activity; transcription coactivator activity
Source: RefSeq, a predicted model, not a curated record